Molecule: messenger RNA, 642 nt
Organism: Cyanidioschyzon merolae strain 10D
Lineage: Eukaryota; Rhodophyta; Bangiophyceae; Cyanidiales; Cyanidiaceae
Exons: 1
Coding region: 1-642 (213 amino acids)
Source: RefSeq, a predicted model, not a curated record
AUGUACUUUCACGAGCUGAUCGCCCGUGGCUUUAUUUCGCGAACAGAAGAUUACGGUCCAGUUUUGAGCAUUUUAGAGCGUUUGGCGCCAUCUACAAACCCCGGCGUCGAGUUCGCGGAGCUCGAGAGACUCUACCGGAUACCGAGCGCCCUCAACACGAACAGGCAUCUGAGAUUUUCGCAACCCGAAGUUGUUGUACGUUUCAAUCUGCUUCCGGAAAAUGAGGCACCGGAACCUGCCGCUCAGGUAGACCUGUACGUGCGGACCGUGCAGAGGAACGAGGGGACUGUGAGAGCUCGGCGCUUUUGCCGAACUACUUUGCCACCUGUCGAUGCCCUCUGUUUCGUUGAGGGGUUUUUGCCUGAGGCUACCUUCGCUUUUGAACGUGUCCGCCGCGGAAAUCGCUUUUGUUUCCGAGAUGGAACAGUGAUGGACGUCUUCCGCCUGGAGCGAGUGUGUUCAGAUUCGAAAGGGAAUUUCCACUCAGAACUGCUCUCGGAGCUCAAAUGGAUUGUAGAGUUGAGAUGCUUGCGUAGUCUCAACGCUCUCGGAUCUGAGAUUUCUGCAGAGCCUCAAUGCAGCAUUUCAGAUAUGCUGGGAAAAAGACUUUCCCUGCUUGCACCGUAUGUUGUCCAAGUGUAG